GCAAUGUCAUUAUUCUCGAAGUUCAAGCACAAGGACAAGCAUUCAGCCUCUCCGUUGAUAGCUGCGCACAACACUCCAUCAUCGCCAAUCUCGUCUGGUAACACGGCAUUCGCACCUCAGGCUCAAGCUCCUUUAGCUGCGGACCGUGACGAACAACCGCAACAACUGCCGAAACAGCGUUUACCAAGUGUUGUUCCAGCACAACGCACCCCAUCUUUCCCAUGGAGUAGUUACACCUUGCCUACUCCCCACCCUUUCCCUCGAUAUGGGCAUGCAUCUCCAGCGACUUCUGGGCCGAAUGGCGAAGUUCACGUCUUCGGAGGCCUCGUCCGAUCAAAACCACGCAACGAUUUAUGGGUUCUCAAACCACAUCCAUCGGAUCCCAAGCUAGGCUGGGAUGUCCGCAUUGUGCAGACCUUCGGUGAGCCGCCGGGUCGUCGUGUCGGCCACGCUGCUGCACUGGUCGGCAAUGCUUUCAUAGUGUUUGGAGGUGACACCAAAGUUACUUUGGAUGGUGCAGAAGACGAAGUGGACCCCACUCCUCAUGAUACAGAUCUGCAUUUGCUCAACACUACAACAAAGACCUGGUCCAAAGCGCAUUUAUCGCCGGCAGGUGCUAGACCAGCAGGAAGGUACGGGCAUACACUCUCACUUCUUGGAAGUAGACUGUACGUGUUUGGAGGUCAGGUCGACGGGUAUUUCUUCAAUGAUUUGGUUUCGUUUGAUCUUAAUGAGCUCAACACCCCUAAAUCGAGAUGGGAACUUGCACCAACCGCACCCGGAACAGCUAUUCCUCCAGCUCGCACGAACCAUUCUUCCGUCGUUCACAAUGAUAAGUUGUACAUUGGCGGAGGUACCGACGGUACCGUUUGGUACAACGAUACAUGGGUUUACGAUCCGCGCACAACGGAAUGGACGCAAUUAACCACGACUGGAUACCUGCCCACCCCACGAGAGGGUCACAGCACAACUGUUGUUGCAGGCGUUGCUUACACCUUUGGUGGACGUGGUCAAGAUGGUGCAGACGUUCCAGGUCUUGCCGCGCUUCAGCUGGAAGGCCCGAUGAGAGGACGAUGGUACGCAUUCCGGGAUAUGGGCGAAGAACCAAAGGGGCGUUCAGGACAUUCCCUUACCGCUGUUGGAAGUUUAAUAGCCGUCCUUGGUGGUGAACGGGGCGUAUUGGAUGGCACCGGAGAUGCAGAGACGGCAAGGGAGGCCGAAAGGCUCUAUGUCCUGGACACUGGGAAGAUCAAAUACCCUGCAGCUCCUUCAGACGGACAGCGAAGUGGGAGUCUAGGCUUAGCACAAGGAAGACAGAUGGCUGCCGGUGUUGGAGCAGCUAGCCCGACGAUGAAAUAUCAGGAGGGAAGCGCUGCCUCACCGUCUGGCGGGCCGCGGUUAUCGCGUCUUCCUCAGCCAAGAUCAACUUCGAGAACGGGAGUUCCCCAGCCAGGAUAUCGCUCUCCUCCCAUAGGUCAUCAGCAGCAGCCAACUAACCGUAAAGUGUCCGCCCCUGUCGUUGGAAAUCCGAGCAUUCAAACGAUGGAACCCAUGACGAUGUCAUUGGCUGCACAAGGUCGUAAGUUGAGUUUGGAUUCCCUAAGAGAAGCCGAGGGCGCAACCUUGAGUCCCACAAGCGAACACUUCAGGAUGACCAUGAACGAGAGGGAGCGGCUUGGCCGCGCAGCGAGCUUUGGAGAGAACGCGAAGGAGAAUGGUCGUCCCUCGACGCAGUCGCCUGGACCAUCGUCGCCAGUAGUUGGUGCGGCACCUGCCCGGGCACCGUCGUCGCAAGCUCAACCACGAACACAUUCCAGACUCGCACAGAUGCAGAAUGGAGUUCAGAAAGAGCGGAGAGAUCGUACUGCAUCUGAGCCUGGAUCUGUAAUGAAUAGUCGACCGGCUACAGGCGGGAACCAACAGGAAUUCGUUGAGCUCAAGCGACGGAAUGCAUGGUUGACUGUUGAAGUUCAGGCUGCUCGUGCCGAACAAAAGGUACCCGCAGAGCAGGAACAAUCGGUUACCCAAUCUCUCCUUGCGCUACGCGAAGAACUGAUGCACGCUCAGAAAGUUAUGGAGGCAGAGAAGGCCCUCGCUGCGCGGAAGAUUAUGGAUGCGGAGCGGGCUAAGGAGGCUGCGCUCAGUGAGGCUGCGUAUGCCCGUGCGGCAAGGGAGGCUGCUCUGAACAAUGACCAGGAAGGAUUCAACCGCAUUGAGGCCGAACGUGCGGCAGAGAUGGGAAAGAAGCUUGCGGCUGCCUUUAAGGAGCAGCGAGCAGCCGAAGAGAAGCUAGAGAGGGUCAGUGAUGAGCUGAAGAGCGAGAAGGAAGCUAGGAAUGCGGUUGAAAACUCCUGGGAGAGCACGAAAGAGGUUGUUGAAAGGGGCGAGGAGAGUUAUAACCGGCUGAAGACAGAGUCGGAAAGCUGGAGGCAGAGGUGUGUUUCGGCCGAGCAAGAAGCUCAUACAGAGGUGUCUCGCAGAAUCGACGCAGAGUCUGAGCGAGAUCGCUUGAGGCUCGAAGCUGACAGUAUCUCCAAGCGUGCAGAAGAGACUACCAAUCGCGCCGCUGAACAAGAAUCUGCCAUAGCAGCAAUCAACACCGCCGUCCUGACGAUCACUAACAGAGCAGAGGAGGCCGAAAGGGCUGUCGAAGAGGAACGUCGAUCCAAGAGCGAGUUGAGAACAGAGUUCACACGCUUGAAGGCGGAGCUUGAAGAAGUUAAGGUCGAAAGUGAGCGCGGUACCACCCAGGCUGAAGAUUUACGUAAGUCGUUGGAGGCUGCUAGGGCUGAAGCGAAUGCAUUAAGGGCCGAAGCUCUGCAGAGCCUUAGCCGAUCGAUGUCAAGAUCCCGAGAAGACAGCGGCAAUGCAGCUUCUGAGUCCGUGUCAGUUGGGAUGCACCAGGCCCUUCAGCGCCAGCUGGACGAAACCAAGGUCUCCCACGAGAACGUUCGGCUCAUGGCGGAUAAAGCUUCGCAAGAACUUGUUGCUGCCUUGGAGAGGGUUUCCGCCCUUGAGAGUCAGCGUAUCAGAGCUGGCAGCGAUAGCGUUGCCACUAAGUCUCGACUUUCUCAGGCUUUGAAGGAGCUUCAGACGCUCAAAACGGAGCACGCGGACCUAAACGCUACGUUGGCUGAAUCACAGCGUGAACUCGAGGCCCUCAAGGCCAAAAACCAAGCUAUGGGCGAGAUCAUCACUGAGCGACCUUCUGCGUCAGGCCACGACAGGACGAACAGUUUUGACAAGCGCAGAUCUCGUGGUCAGACUCCGACAAGUCCAAGACCCGAUGCGUCCAGCACUGAUCAUUCUGAACGCAUGCGCGAGCUCGAAGCAAAGCUAGAGGAGAGCCUGAGGUUCCAGCGUGAACUUGAGGCUCAAGCUGCUGCCGCAUCCCGCCAUCAACGCACGGAGAGCAAUUACUCGAAUGUCUCCAAUAUGGAGGUGGAAGAACGUCUUGCGCGGGCGCAGACACGGGCUACGGAAGCCGAGGCCGAGUUGGCUGAGAGUACGCAAAGUUAUAGAGAGCGACUGAGCCAGUUGGAAAGCGAUUAUCAGUCAGCUGUGCAUUACGUCAAGGGAACGGAGAAAAUGUUGCGGCGAAUGAAAGAUGAAUUGGCCAAGUACAAACAGGCAAAUACAAGGUUGCAAAAUGAGGUGGAACGGUUGAAGGAAAGGUCUGCGAUUGGUGUUGUCAGAGAUGAGCAGUCACAGCGGGUUGAGGCUGAACUUACCGCUUUAAGAGACGACCACAGUGUUCAAAUGCAAGCCCUGAGGGAGGCCCAUACUUCUGAGAUGGAAGGCGUGACGCGUCAACUCGAGAGUCUGAGAGAGCAGUUGGCUUCUUUGCAUGAGGAACGUGAUGCUCUGCACGAGCGUCUUGGCCGGGCUGCCGACAGCGGCAAUGAUUCCGCCACUACACAGGAGCUUCAUGAGGCCCGUGCUGUCAUCGCAAAUCUCCAAUCAGAGAACACUGCUUUGGACGCCCGUGCCUCAGAAGCCGAAGAUAAGAUUGCUCUACUCCUGGAUAGGAUGGAGCACUCCAUUGAUACAUACCGUCAAAGUGUUGUGUCGACGCAGACUCUUGACGCGGCUACGGUGGAUCGCGAUUCUUACAAGGACCGCACCAGUGGUAUGCUAAACUCUCUGGCGAGCGAGUUGGAUCAGCUCAGGGCGCAUUGGGAGGAGACUACUGGUACUGGACAGAGGAAAGAUCGGGGCAGCAUCGGGACUGCAAUGAGUUCUAGGUUCUCUCGGGCUACUUUGAAGAGCUUGGAUUAGGAAGUCUGAUCCGCCGGUCGGAUUCGUGUACAUGGGAGGCAAGAUUGCUUUGAGGAUGUUUGGAUGUCGGGGGAA
Saitoella complicata NRRL Y-17804 is the source of this 4353-nucleotide messenger RNA. RefSeq lists its product as uncharacterized. Gene Ontology annotation, biological process: regulation of cell shape. Bases 4 to 4278 code for a protein of 1424 amino acids. Gene Ontology annotation, molecular function: protein binding. Lineage: Eukaryota; Fungi; Ascomycota; Saitoellomycetes; Saitoellales; Saitoellaceae. The record is from RefSeq and is a predicted model, not a curated record. The transcript has a single exon.